Molecule: messenger RNA, 540 nt
Organism: Cyphellophora attinorum
Lineage: Eukaryota; Fungi; Ascomycota; Eurotiomycetes; Chaetothyriales; Cyphellophoraceae
Product: Mediator of RNA polymerase II transcription subunit 21
Exons: 1
Coding region: 1-540 (179 amino acids)
Biological process (GO): regulation of transcription by RNA polymerase II
Cellular component (GO): mediator complex
Molecular function (GO): transcription coregulator activity
Source: RefSeq, a predicted model, not a curated record
AUGUCGUCGGACAUUCUCACUCAACUACAGACAUGCUACGACCAAUUGCUGAUCCAGUUCUUCUCUACGGUCAGCUAUAAUGUGCGACGACAUCCACUCAUCGCUCCCGCACCUGUCGCGAGUGAUCCCUACACAAACCCGACAAAAGACGUCCUUAUCGAGAAUGGACGACAUCAAUAUGUCAGGUAUAAGCUUAACGCCGAGGAUGCGGAGGGCAUGGACCUACGCCCGCAGGAGCCGGAAGUCUUCGACAAGGCUCAGGAAGAUCUUGCCGAGGAUCUAGUCAUGAAAGCACAACAAAUUGAGUAUCUCAUCAAGCGACUACCAGGACUUGGACAGGGCGAAGAAGAACAGAACGCAGAGAUCAGGCGUCUGGUCGAAGAAGUCAAGAUCAUGGAGAGACGGAGGAAAGAGAAGAGGAAGGAGAUGCGAAAAUGCCUGGAGCAGUUGGACCAUGUGGUAUUAGGCAUGUCCAAGAGCAUCGACGUGCCCGAGUCUGAUGGCUCAACGGAUGAAUCACAAAGGAGCACUGCCCCAUGA